GUGACAGGGGCGCGGGAGAAGGGGAGAAAAUACGGAGAUUGAGAGACGGAAGGACCAAAGACAGCCACGAGGGAACCGACGAGAAAGAGGGACAUGCUGGAGCCACGCUGGAGACCCGUCCAGGGGCACAUUGGCGAGAGUCCAUUCGACAACGGCUCCUGGGGGAAGGAUCAUUUUCAUCCGACGACUGUUCCCUGGCAGGUGAAUCCACGCGGCCACGGCCGAACGAACGAUGAUGGCAUAAUGGAUCAUGACACGGAUGGAGACGGUGCAAUCAACUUGUCAACAUCCCAGCGACCCUCUGCUUCGACAACCCCAAAUGGUGACACUCCUACGUACGGUCAAGAUCAACAGGAAAACGACCAGGCAAACAGUCUUUACACGGCUCUGAAACAGCAGCAACAUCAGUGCGAGUCACGAUUAGGACGCUGUCGCGAAAGAAAAAGCUCGAGUGGACCUGACCACCAGCAGCAACAGCAGGAGCUAGGCAUUGAGUAUCAAAGCAAUGGAAAGCUUAGUCCGAGCGGACACCCAGUGACAGUAGCAAUAGCAGCAGCAGCACCCAUGACCCAGCAAAAGCAGCCCCUCAUUACGCAGCAGUCGCAGCAGCCAAGUUCCGGCGCGCCAGGACCUCAGCCUAGUCCACAUCAGAGUCCUCAAGCUCCGCAGCGGGCGUCUCCGCCCGACCCUUCACAAGGUCCACCAGGAGGGCCGCCCGGGGCUCCACCACCGUCCUCCCAAACAACGGCACAGAUGAUGCUCAGCCCAGUGAGCGGUCUGCAUCAAAUGCAACAAAUCCUGCAGCAACACAUACUCAAUCCCACACAGCUGCAGUCCUUUAUGCAGCAGCAUUCGCUAUAUAUGCAGCAACAGCAGCAACAGCAACAGCAGCAGCAACAACAGCAGCAACAUCAUCAGGAAUCGUCGUCAGAGCAUGCGUCGAAUCAGGAUAGAUUUGGAUACUUUUCCUCUUUAAAAACCCACCAACACCAGUUGGCUGAAUUAGGUCGAAAGCAGGUUGAACAAGCGAUGCAACAGUUGCAGGAGCAGCUGCAAUUGAAUCUAAUACAGCAGACGCAUUUACUGCAAACGGCAGAUAAAAAAAAGGCAUCGGCGCCGCUGCAGCAGCUCGCUUUACAGCAGCAGCAGCUCAUUCAGCAGCUUCAGAUCACGCAGCGACAGUACCUACUGCAACAAGGUCUGGGAUUACAGGGGCACAAUCACUCUUCAGGUUUACCAGCCGAGGCAUUACCAGCAUGGAAAACCGAACAAUCCGAGAGUUCCGAAUCGCACGUGAAUUCCAAUGUGUCAAAGUCAAGCUCUGGGCUAAAUGGCCUUCUUAAUUCACUAGUUUCAAAUCGUCGGGCGGAAAUCAACGGUACGACGCAACUGGACGAGAAGCCGCUCGACACUUCCUGCAAUGAGAAAAUUCAGCAUCCACUUUACGGACACGGAGUCUGUAAAUGGCCAGGAUGCGAGGCCGUAUGCGAUGACUAUCAAACAUUCCUCAAACACUUAAACACGGAACACACGCUGGACGACAGGUCGACGGCACAAGCGCGGGUGCAGAUGCAGGUCGUAUCGCAAUUGGAGAUCCAGCUGCAGAAGGAGCGUGACAGGUUAACGGCUAUGAUGCAUCAUCUACACAUGGCCAAGCAGAUGGCGUCGCCAGAGCCGUCGAAAUCCUCGGAAUCUUCGAGCGCGUCAAGUAUGCCGAAGCUGAACCUUUCCUCGGCCUUGAUGAGCCAGCCGCCGUCCAGUUUCGGGGCCGUCUCGCAGGUCUCGCCGGUGUCCAUGUCCGCCCUCGUCUCGGCGGUGAGGUCGCCCGCGGGCGGACAGUUGCCUCCGUCGUCGGGCGGCGGCCCUGGCCUGCCCCCGGGUCUCCCCAACAUGUCAAACAUGUCGGGACUGCCCCCCAUGCCCAACAUACCCGGGAGCAUGCCCAACAUGCCAAAUAUACCGAGCAUGGCCGGUCCCAUCCGCAGGAGGAUCAGCGACAAGUCCACCCUUUCGCUCGCCGGAGGACUAUAUGAGGAGGGCACUGUAAGGCGCAGAGUAUCCGUCGAUAGAUCUGGAAUAGAUAUUAACGAAGAAAUUCAGCGAAAUAGAGAUUUCUACAAAAAUGCAGACGUUAGACCGCCGUUCACGUAUGCAUCAUUGAUACGUCAGUCCAUCAUCGAAUCUCCGGACAAGCAAUUGACGCUAAACGAGAUAUACAACUGGUUCCAAAAUACAUUCUGCUAUUUCCGGCGCAACGCAGCAACGUGGAAGAACGCAGUGCGACACAACCUGUCUCUCCACAAAUGUUUCAUGCGAGUCGAAAACGUGAAGGGGGCCGUAUGGACGGUGGAUGAAGUGGAGUUUUACAAGAGACGCCCUCAACGCGCUUGCAGCACGACUGGGGGUGUACCCUCGAAGAGUCCCACACUCACGCACAGUCCAACUAUGUACGGUGAUGCUCUGAAUGCGAAUCUUCAGUAUUUCCAGGCUGCACUCGGCGAAUCAAACAUGGGGUUUCUUAACAACUCGAUGUGCACGUCGACAGCAACGAGUCCUGACAAAGAGCACACCUUACCUCACAAUGAUUUAAUCUCACCGCUGGACGAAUCCGGGAUGCACAUAAAGCAGGAAGGUCAAAGCCCGGAGGGCGGCAAACUCUCAAGGCUGAUAAAACGGGAGCUGAUGGAGGCGCCAGCGGAACAGGACACGGAGGAGGAGGCCUGCAACGACGACAGGGACUAUCCAGAGAGCCAUGGCGGCCACGAAUCUGGACCCGAUGAAGACAUGGCCGAGGACCUGUCCAUGGCCCCGGAAAUACUCGCACCGGAGGAUCACUGUGAAGCGUAGUCGCGUCCGAUUGGCCAGACCAGAAUGUGGCGUCAGAGCACUGCUUGUCGGAUGCACGAAAGAGCUUUGGGACUUUCCUAGUUGCGGUGGAAGCGCUUUUCCAUAACUAUUUAACGAAGAAGAGCAAAGGACGAAUUCUCAUCGGAGCGGGUGGUGAACGCCUCGCUCAAUGAUUCGGCUGGACUAAGAUAUUUGCUUUUCCUCUGGAUUAUCGAAGCUUCAACGAAAGCGGCCGUAGCGGGAGACGCGGCACGGAGAGGACGAUACUCUAUCGAUCCUCGAAGCAUUCAUUCGCCAUAUCGGUUGUGCACCGCAACGACGACAAAGCAAAACCUCGUACCUUUUAAGAAACGAACGAAUCGAGAGCCAAAGAGAAGGACGCAGGAAGGACGAAGGAAAGAUGGCCGCGAGGUGAUUAUUCGAGGCGCAAAUGCGUCGAAUCGCUGAUUGUAGGGAAGGCGAAGAUAAAAAUGACUACAAGGACUAUGAUAACGACG
Ceratosolen solmsi marchali is the source of this 3344-nucleotide messenger RNA. RefSeq names its product forkhead box transcription factor P (gene FoxP). Gene Ontology annotation, cellular component: nucleus. Gene Ontology annotation, molecular function: RNA polymerase II cis-regulatory region sequence-specific DNA binding; DNA-binding transcription factor activity, RNA polymerase II-specific. Lineage: Eukaryota; Metazoa; Arthropoda; Insecta; Hymenoptera; Agaonidae. The coding region runs from base 94 to 2847 and encodes 917 amino acids. Gene Ontology annotation, biological process: regulation of transcription by RNA polymerase II. The transcript is spliced from 20 exons. The record is from RefSeq and is a predicted model, not a curated record.